AUGUUACGGAUUCAAUUCGAAAUCUCAAACUCAAAUAUAAAAAAAUAUGUGUUUAUAAAUUUAGCCAUAUGUAUUGUAUUGACGUAUUUCGAGUUAAUAAAUUCAGUAAACUACAUUACAUUCUUCAUUGUCGUCGGAGCUGUAUUAAAGGGGAAUAUCAUUAGUGCUAUGCCUUACGCACUGAUCCUAACGGCAAUCGGAUGCGUUUUUGACACUUUUUCUGUUUUUUUCCGCACCACUGAUUAUGAUAAUUCGAGUUGGGCCUAUAUCAAAUUUCUUCAUUGUAUUAUGAACAUUUUCAUUCUCCUGUAUAUGUUCCUCUACAUAUUGAUGUUAUAUUGUUAUUGGCUGCAUUCUAUGACCGUGGCUCAAAAAAAACAAAUAAGACUCCAAUUGGGCUUAUAUGAUGUAGAUACAAUAUAGAAUUAUCCUGCUCAAAAGGAAAAAUAUCUACUA
Messenger RNA from Melanaphis sacchari, 456 nucleotides. RefSeq lists its product as uncharacterized. NCBI's taxonomy places the organism in Eukaryota, Metazoa, Arthropoda, Insecta, Hemiptera, Aphididae. The record is from RefSeq and is a predicted model, not a curated record. The transcript is spliced from 5 exons. Bases 1 to 423 code for a protein of 140 amino acids.